CUCUCGAUUAAAGCAAAACAGAGGAAUAGGGGAGGAAAAAAUAUUUCGAUAGGUCUGCGGUCUGCCUGCGGCUGCGGCGCCCCUUGAUUCAUCCCCGGCUCGCCUUCGCCGGCGGUGUCGGAACAGCCAGCUCGCGCUCGCCGGAGGUGUCAGGGAACAGCUAGGCCGCGCUCGGUUUCCCUUUCUCUUCGCAGGAUUGGAGCCGCUGGGUCCUGAACUGCGCGGCCUGUUUCAGCGUGAAUAGCAAUCACCAUGGGGUCUGGAUCACUAACAAUGAAGCAGAAGAAACGAGUGAAACAUGCAAAGAAUAAGUACUUGAAACCUGGUGCCUUGGCUCAGAUUCGUUAUAGUAGGAGUACGAGCAGGGACAUCGGGAAGAAAAGAAUUCUGUUGAAUGCGAAAGAUGAGCUGGAGUUGCCUCCACAACCUGAGGUUCUCUUAGAAAGCAGUACAACAAUUUUGUCCCCUGCAAGACUCAAUUUUAAGCCAUUUGGUAGCAAUAAGGGGCAGAUAUUGCCAAAGACUCCAAAGACUCCUGAUGCAUCUGCGUUUGAUGGUGAUUCAAAUCUUGAAUCACUUCCACUUGAUUUGCUGGUAAAGAUCAUGUGUUGCUUACACCACGACGAACUUAAGGUGGUUUUUCAUGUUUCAAAAAGGAUUCGAAAAGCAGUUGAACUUGCUAGACAGUACCAUUUCAACUAUACCACUCCAGAUCGGAGCAGACAGGAGUUGCUCCUGAACAGAACCCCUCUUCCAACAGAGCAUUGGCCCUUCUUAAGAAUUGAUGGCAAGGACGUCCGCGUUUCCACCCCAAGGACACCAAGGGCUCCGAAACAUGCCUCUCGCCUUUCACGCCUCAAGCUGGUUGACGUGAAGCCAAUCACAGCUGUCCUUUUCCAGGAGUCUCCUACCCUUUUCCCUUCGAAGCGUCUCCGAUGCUCGAUGCCACCACCAAGGCUGGCAAGACCUGCGUGUAAAGCUGCACCUUCGCCUAGAGUUUUGCGGUACGAGGAGGAGCUUUGCGAGGCGGUGGCGCAGAAUAAGCUUCUCUGAAGAUGCAAGAAGUGCAUGGCUUUCGUCUUUAGUGUAUAGCUUAUCUGUGUCAAGCCCCUAGUUUGAAUUUUGCCUAAGCUGCCGUCUUAGAUUAUUGUCGUCAGGUUAGUUUUUAGACUAGUGCCAGACUGUCUUAUACCUGUAAUAAGUAUGGAGCCUAGCUGCUUUAUUCCAUGAGUUUGUAUAUAUCACAUAAUAAAAUGGACCCCUUUUUAAUGC
This is a messenger RNA of Zea mays, 1272 nucleotides long. RefSeq lists its product as uncharacterized. NCBI's taxonomy places the organism in Eukaryota, Viridiplantae, Streptophyta, Magnoliopsida, Poales, Poaceae. The record is from RefSeq and is marked validated. Gene Ontology annotation, molecular function: protein binding.